Messenger RNA from Saccharomyces kudriavzevii IFO 1802, 4740 nucleotides. It is a transcript of the gene SSK2, whose product is annotated as mitogen-activated protein kinase kinase kinase SSK2. Gene Ontology annotation, cellular component: cytoplasm. Gene Ontology annotation, biological process: protein phosphorylation; stress-activated MAPK cascade. The record is from RefSeq and is a predicted model, not a curated record. Bases 1 to 4740 code for a protein of 1579 amino acids. Lineage: Eukaryota; Fungi; Ascomycota; Saccharomycetes; Saccharomycetales; Saccharomycetaceae. Gene Ontology annotation, molecular function: ATP binding; MAP kinase kinase kinase activity. The transcript has a single exon.
AUGUCGCAUUCAGACUACUUCAAUUAUAAGCCCUAUGGUGAGUCUACUGAAAAGCCUAACUGCUCUAAGAAGAGACAGUCUUCUUCGUCGUCUUCAUCUAGGCUAAGGUCUGAAAGUUUAGGGCGAAAUUCCAACACUACGCAGGCUCGAGUAGCGUCAUCGCCCAUCAGCCCGGGGCUCCAUUCUACUCAGUAUUUCAGAUCACCGAAUGCUGUUUAUAGUCCCGGAGAAUCCCCUUUAAACACAGUACAGCUAUUCAAUCGUCUCCCAGGAAUACCGCAAGGCCAGUUUUUCCAUCAAAAUGCCAUAUCCGGGUCUUCCAGCUCAUCGGCAAGAUCGAGUAGACGUCCCUCCAAUAUUGGCCUACCCCCGCCAAAGAAUCCUCAACAGUCUUUGCCUAAACUGUCCACUCAACCCGUUCCUGUACAUAAGAAAGUCGACGCUAGUAAAACGGAAAGUGAAAUUGCCAAGAAACCUUACUCUAUGAAUAAUAAUCAGGACCCAUUAUUGACCACGCCCACAUUGGUGAUAUCGCCGGAACUGGCAUCGCUAAACACAACAAAUACAUCGAUCAUGUCGACACCCCAAAAUUUGACAAAUCAAAGCUCUAACAAACAUAUUCCUACCAGAUCCCAACCAAAUGUGUCAACAAGCUCUUCCACGCUACAAGAUAUCGUCACAACAAACGGCUCACAGCGAUCUGUAGGCCACCAUGGUGGAAGCACAACGAGUCUCCGAACGUACAAAAAGCAAUAUGUAUUAAACGAACAGCUAUAUCUGAGGAAAAUGAGAAACCGUGCAAACGAUGAUUAUUACACGAGGGGUAUAGUAGCCUCAUCCAACUUUGAAGAUGACGAAGAAAAUUUCAGUAACAAAGGCGAGGAUGAAUUAGAGUUAGAAAUGGAUGAUCUUCUGAAGGUUGAAGGUGAUGACAAGGACAACGACUUCAAUUUUGGUUAUAAUUUUAUCACAUCGAACACAAAGAAUAACGAAAACGCGGUCUCAAUGAGCUUAAAUUAUUUGAAAGGUAAAUUGGAUUGGUUGAGAGAUGUGGACAACGAACAAUCACGCGAAAUAGAAGACGAUGAAUGGCGUUCCAUGCUGGGGACCGAGGAUUUGCUCUCAAAGCUGUUACAAAAUCCUAUGGCAAACAAUCGAUUUGAAUGGCAAACUAUGCUAUCUAAAGUUUUGAAGGGUGAUAUAGUGAGGAACGAAAAAACCAAAAUUGCCAAUCAAGGAAAGGGCCCCGGCUUUAAUACGCAGUAUUCAGAUGACAUUUGGAUAGAGUUAAAGGCGUGGAUGAAUGGGAGAACCGUGGAGGACCAAAGCAAAUCUUUGAGGAUAUUUAGAGAUUCAACUGAUUCUGUAUUUCAAGAAAUCAUGGCCUUUAAAUUAGAUGAUAAUAUGAGCGCUGAUGAGGCUGCAGAGACUAUCAAGUCACUGGUGGACAAAUAUUACAGAAUUUUGAAUCUAUGGCCUAACAUGAAAAGAAUGCAUAGCGAGAAAUCUAUUACUAAAACAGAAGCAUUCAGGAGUCGGAUUGAUACUUUGAAUAGUUGGCUCAAUUUCAAAUUCAACUUCGACGCAAAUAUUGCGUACUUGAAAAAAUGGAUUGUUGGUAAUAAAGAUUUGGAAAGUACCACUGAAUUAGAUAACAGCAAUGUGAAUUUAGAUGAUCCAGAUGUAUUCGCGACUAAUUGUAAACGCUUUGCCGAACAAAUUAUUAAGGAGAAGGACAUCGAAUUAAUAUUCCAGAAGAAGAUUUUCUUUCCAUUGGCACCAUGGAUUUUAAAGGCCAAAUUUUUCUUUUUAAAAUACCAAAAAUCUUGGAAUGAAUUGAAUCUGUCUUAUUUAGAUCAGGAUCUGGAGUUCCUAUUAAUGUUUCCGAUGCGUUUAGUCAAAGAUAUCAUACUAAUUCGCCUAUCAUAUGCAAAGAAAAUACAGAAUCCAACUUUGAUGAUGAUUGAUCAAAUGAUGGACGAUUUCAGUACCUAUAUUAAAUUAGCAGUCCAGAUGAAAUUUACGGUUGCUUCUUAUUGUAAUGACUGGUUUUUUAAAGUGAAAAUUGAUCCUGAAUUUGAUCAUACCGUUGUGGAAGGACUGCAAUAUUUUUUCUCUAUCCUCGAACUAAGAAUAUUAUACAGUGGAAAAAAUUCAUUUAAGACCUCUAAAGAACCCGAUCUACUACUAAAAUACUGGGAGAUGUUCAGAAAUGUCGGCUACUAUAUCGACGAUGCUGGUGAACUGAUUGCCGUCGAAUUUACAAAACUGACACUUAGGUUGGUUCACAGAUUACACGCGUACCUUUUACGACAGCAAAAUACUCCCCCAAAAUUAGAGGAUGAAGCUGCUGCUGAAAAGUGGCUGGUGCAGAUAUUCGAAAUACUGGGAUCCAUGAAAAGAAAACUCAACAGAUUCACAAACAUUUUAACAAAGGCAUUCCAAAAUUUUGUUAGAUACAAGAUAGAAGACCAUAGCUACCUAUUAAGGCAACUGAAGGAAACCGGCCAUUUUCUUAUAUACUCGGGGGGAUAUCUGGAACAAAACGGUACUUAUUUAAUUGGCAGCCCGGAAUUACUGGGUUGUAAAGAUGAUGAUAUAUUAAGGAUUAUUAAGAAUUCAGACAUUGGCUGUGAUUUGGUACCUAAACUAGAGAUAAAUAACAGUUUGACAAUUUAUAAUGCUUUGGAUGAUAAUUGGAACUCCAACUCUUCAUUAGGCUCAGAUAUCUCGAAUGAUGGCACACCUUUUUAUUAUAUCAAGAACGAUUUGACUAGUCAACCUAGAUCAUAUAACGGAAAUAGAGUCAACCGCGAACCGGAUUUUGAAAACACUAAGAGCACAGAGGAAGAGAUUUAUGAGCUGGAAACGAGAUUGAAUUCUCUUGGUUAUAUAUUGGUGCUUACUCCACAAGAGCCACUGCUAUGGGAAGGUGAAAUGUACAAUUUAUCCGAUAACAAAAUCAUCAAACCGGAGGAUUUAAACUUAAAGGUGCUCUCAAACUCAAUAGAUUUGAUGUGUCAAGGAUCCAGUUAUGCUCUGGAGUAUCAGUGUGAUAGGUUUCAACAAAUUGCAAACAGCUCAGUUUCUUUCUUGGAAAAAAAGUCUUCUUCAGAAACAGUGAAAAACAACUUACAAAGGAUAAAUAAGGCAUAUUUUAGAUGCACGUAUAGCGUUUUGAAAAACUAUCCGAAGAUCAUGGUGACAUUCAAAAAAGUAAGUCCUGUUAAUGAUUUAUUGAACAAUAUUUUUCUUUUUGGUAGGGACUUCGGGUUGAACUUUUUGAGAAUUAAUGUUGCCAACAAUGAAAAACGAUCCAUAAUUAUACUUUUAAUGAUGAGAUUGAGUAUUGGAUGGCUGAAAUUUUUAGCUGAAGACUGUGAUCCAGCAGAUCAAAGAGUAUUUAGGUGGUGUGUCACUUCAAUGGAAUUUGCAAUGCAUAUGGUUAGCGGCUGGAACAUAUUAGCGCUUGAUGAAUGUCAGUUCUCUUCCCUGAAGCAAAAAAUUUCGGAAUGCAUGUCACUACUUAUCUCUCAUUUUGAUAUAAUAGGCGCACGCUCCAUAGAAGCUGAAAAAAUUAAUCAACAAGCUAGAUCAAACCUUGAUCUGGAAGACGUGUUCGAUGAUGAUAUGAUGUUACAAGUGAAUUCUGAAUUCCGUAUACAGAGUAUUAUAGAUCUAGAAGAAAAAAUCAAGCGGAAUCCUCAUCAAACUGGUAAGGUGAUCGAUGAUAGUGAUAAAGGCAACAAGUAUCUCGUUUCACUGGCAUCCUCUAUAUCUAACGUUUCCAUGAGAUGGCAAAAGAGGAACUUUAUUGGUGGCGGUACUUUUGGAAGAGUAUUUUCUGCCGUUGAUUUGGAUAAUGGUGAAAUUAUGGCCGUCAAAGAAAUUAAUAUUCAAGAUAGCAAAGCAAUGCAGAAAAUAUUCCCCCUAAUUAAAGAGGAGAUGAGCGUGCUAGAGAUAUUGAAUCAUCCAAAUAUUGUCUCGUAUUAUGGUGUUGAAGUUCACCGUGAUAAGGUCAACAUCUUUAUGGAAUAUUGCGAAGGAGGUUCUUUAGCAGCCCUUCUGGAGCACGGCCGUAUUGAAGAUGAAAUGGUCACUCAAGUUUACACUUUACAAUUACUAGAGGGUCUUGCAUAUUUGCAUGAGUCCGGCAUUGUUCAUCGCGAUGUCAAACCUGAAAACAUCUUACUAGAUUUUAAUGGUGUCAUCAAAUAUGUUGAUUUUGGUGCUGCCAAAAAAAUUGCCAAUAACGGAACUAGAUUGGCAAGUAUGAGCAAACGUGAAAAUACAGACGACGAGCGUGAAGAAGACGCCCACAUUGCUGACUCUAAGACAGUGAAAAAUAGUGAAAAUGGUCUAUUAGAUAUGAUGGGAACACCCAUGUAUAUGGCUCCAGAAUCAAUUACGGGUUCUGCCACUAAGGGCAAACUUGGUGCGGAUGAUGUUUGGUCAUUGGGCUGCGUUGUAUUAGAAAUGAUUACUGGUAGAAGGCCGUGGGCUAACCUAGAUAAUGAAUGGGCAAUUAUGUAUCAUGUUGCUGCUGGACACACCCCACAAUUCCCUAAUAAGGAUGAGGUGUCUCCUACUGGGAGAAAAUUCCUGGAAAGAUGUCUUAUUCAAAAUCCCUCCAAGAGAUCCAGUGCGGUUGAGUUGCUGAUGGAUCCUUGGAUUGUACAAAUUAGAGAGAUAGCCUUUGGUGAUGAUUCUUCUUCUACAGAUACGGAAGAAAAAGAGUGA